Rubroshorea leprosula is the source of this 458-nucleotide messenger RNA. The record is from the annotation of a GenBank genome assembly. Lineage: Eukaryota; Viridiplantae; Streptophyta; Magnoliopsida; Malvales; Dipterocarpaceae.
CUCUCUCCACAGCAAUGUUACAAUGGUUCAAGUUGAUGGUGGCAAGACUAUAGGUAUAAAGACUGCUGAAGAUCCUCUCAUUGUUAUGCAUUUAGAUGCUGGCUUCAUCCACAGUGUUCCAAACAUCUUGUAUGCAACUGCUGCAAAUGGAGGAAGGGAAACAUCUCCCUGCUGCUCUCCUUUCAACCUCAUUCCUUUGAUAUCUUCUCCGGGUGAGCAACUUAUGCUUUUGAGCUUCUCAUCCUCCUCCGAGGUGAUGCUCGUCGGGCCUAAGCAACAUCGUAUCAAUAAUCUCAAACCAGAGUUUUAGUUCAACAACUUAAUCUCCUUUUAGAUUGAGAAUAUGAAAUGAUGUGCAAGAAAUCUUUUGUAAAGAGUUCUUAACAGUACUUCACAUAAAAAAAAAAAAAAAAUCUUCACACAAUAAUAAGAACGAGAAAUAAAAUGAGAAAAUUAAC